Mytilus trossulus (common blue mussel) is the source of this 1038-nucleotide messenger RNA. Its product is annotated as sex peptide receptor-like. Gene Ontology annotation, cellular component: membrane. Gene Ontology annotation, biological process: G protein-coupled receptor signaling pathway. Gene Ontology annotation, molecular function: G protein-coupled peptide receptor activity. Bases 1 to 1038 code for a protein of 345 amino acids. The transcript has a single exon. The record is from RefSeq and is a predicted model, not a curated record. Lineage: Eukaryota; Metazoa; Mollusca; Bivalvia; Mytilida; Mytilidae.
AUGGCAGUGGACAAUACAACAAGUAACAACGAAAUAGGAACUCUUCCAUUCUUAGAUCUCGGAAACAUAUAUCCGAUUGACUACGCCGGUCCUAUAUAUGGGUAUUUGUCACCAAUUGUCAUUUGUUUGACUGUGAUUACAAAUUCAUUUGCCUGUGUUGUUCUCAUGCAGAAAAACAUGCGUUCUCCGACGAAUAUAAUUCUCGCAGGACUGGCUAUAUCUGACAUGUGCACUGGGAUAUUUCUUUUGCCUUUGUACAUCUAUUUUUACUCCUUCGAACACUAUUUGGAAAAGGUACCGAUUGACUGGUGUGUCAUAUACUUUAAUUUUGGAUUAAAUAUUCCAGUCAUUUUCCAUACAACAUCCGUAUGGCUGACAGUGACACUGGCUAUUCAUAGAUAUGUGUAUGUAUGUAGUUCUUCAAACGUUCGACAAAAUUGCACGAUGCGAAACAUUGCUAUUGUCAUUCUGAUAGUCUUUUGUAUGUCUAUUAUAUGUAAUUGUUCAAGUUUUGUAGAAGACGACAUUAUUCAAGUAGAUGCCCCGUCUAACAUUAACCCGAAUGACACUAUAAGAACAUGUACUGUAGGUGUGAAACCAUGGUUGUAUGGGUAUGUCGACAUUUAUUAUAGUUUAAGGUUCUUGUUCCGGGCUAUUUUCAUACAGUUAAUACCAUGUACGGUUUUACUUGUUAUGAAUGUUCUGCUGACAUUAAAAAUCACAAAGGCCAAUAGAAGAAGAAGACAAAUGGUGUCAAAAAAUAGAAGCAGUGAGUCCAUAAACAGGACUAACCAAAUGCUGAUUAUUGUUGUAGCAGUUUUUCUGAUUGCUGAAUUACCGACUGGGAUAAUAUUUAUACUUCAAUUUAUCCAAAAUACAUUCGAAAAUAUUUUCUUUUUUAAUACAGAAGAAGCUGUACUUGUAUCCAUACUAGCAAAUUUCUUUAUUUUUUUAAGUUUUCCAAUUAACUUUUUUAUUUACUGUGGAAUGAGUACGCAAUUUCGGAAAACUUUUAAGAAAACAAUUAAACGUAACUGA